AUGGCUGACGACGAACGCCGUGUCAAACGAUCCCGCUUUGAUCAAACAGAACCGGAGCCUCGCCGGGCCUCUCGUUUCGAUCGUCGUUCUCGAUCUCCCUCGUCGCGACAGUCUGAAGCUACUCGCACUCGGAGCCCUCUUAGUCGCGAACCUCGAAGCCCUAGCGCAGACCCGGCAAAGAAGUCUGGGGGUGCGGACCCUGCUGCCGCAGCGGCUGCCGCAGCGGCCAAGAUCAACGCUCAGUUGCAAGCAAAGAAGGGGAUUCAGCAUGUUGAUGUUCCACCUAUCCGUUCGGCCACAAGUCCCGCACCGGCAGCCGCAUCACCGUCCGCUGGAGACGCAUCCGCGAAACUUAACACAGACAUUUACGUUGCUGAUGGAGACUAUAUCAAGGACAUUGAAAUUAAUGACUUGCGUAACCGCUACACACUGACCAAGGGCUCUACUCAGAAGAUGAUCAAGGAAGAAACUGGCGCCGAUGUCACGACUCGAGGAAACUAUUAUCCGGAUAAGAGCAUGGCAACUGCCGCGAACCCCCCGCUGUACCUACAUGUGACGAGUACGAACAAGGAAGGCCUCGAAAAGGCCGUGGAUUUGAUCGACGAGCUCAUGAAGAAGGAACUCCCCAAUCUGGUCGAUGAGCGCCGAUUCCGUCGACGUGAGCCGGAACAAGUGGAACGUGACGAAUACGGUCGUCGUAAAUGGCCCGAAGAGCGGAUUCCAGUGGACUUGGAGCCAAUUCCUGGCUUUAACCUUCGUGCCCAAGUGGUCGGACAGGGCGGCGCGUAUGUAAAGCAUAUUCAGCAGAAAACUCGAUGCAAGGUCCAAAUCAAAGGUCGGGGCUCCGGCUUCAUGGAACCCAGUACCGGCAGAGAAAGCGAGGAACCGAUGUUCUUGCAUGUUGCUGGACCCGACCCCAACGACGUGAAGAGCGCAAAGGAGUUGUGCGAGGACCUUUUGGCCAAUGUUCGAGAACAGUAUCAGCGCUUCAAGGAGAACCCACCCCAGCACAACUAUGGCGGAUAUGGUCAGCGUGGAGACCGUUAUCAGGGAGGGGGCUAUGGUGGAGGCUACGGUGGGGGUCAUGGGGGUGGCAGUGGCAGUGGUGGUUAUGGGAAUCAUUCUCACCAGAACUCACCCUCCACCUCUGGUAGCCCUGCCACGCAAGGCGCAACAGGAACAUCGGGAGGACAGAACCUAGCCGACUAUAGCGCACAGUAUGCCCAGUACUACGGAUCCGAUCCCUACGCUGCCUACGGUGGAUAUCAAAACUACGUCGCCUACUACCAAUACUAUCAACAAUAUGCCCAACAGCAGCAACAGCAACAGUCUCAGCCGCAGUCGCAGUCCCAAAGUCCCGCUCCCCCUCCCCCUCCUCCGACUAACGAAGCGCCGCCUCCUCCGCCUCCCGGUUCAGGUUCCCCCCCUCCACCUCCUCCGGGUGGCAGCUACAGUGCAGUCCCACCGCCACCAGGCCUGUGA
Aspergillus bombycis is the source of this 1482-nucleotide messenger RNA. Its product is annotated as KH domain-containing protein. Gene Ontology annotation, molecular function: RNA binding. The coding region runs from base 1 to 1482 and encodes 493 amino acids. Gene Ontology annotation, cellular component: nucleus. The transcript is spliced from 9 exons. NCBI's taxonomy places the organism in Eukaryota, Fungi, Ascomycota, Eurotiomycetes, Eurotiales, Aspergillaceae. The record is from RefSeq and is a predicted model, not a curated record.